AUGAAGCUCACCCUGGUAGCCGCCCUGUGCGGACUGGCCCUUGCCGCUUAUUCGCCCCUCCGCGGCGUCGACCAGAGAUGGUUCGCCCAGGAGAAAGAGUUCGUCUACGGCUGGGACUCCCAGCUGGCCACCGGACUUCCGGAAACGAUCCGCUCCGCCUCGCGCCUGACCGCCACCGACUUCUUCGAGCCGGUGGAGAUCACCGAGGAGCAGCGCCGUGCCCUCGAGCUCCCCCUGCGCUUCCGCUUCGAGUCGGGAUUCUCCGUCUCCGAGCUCGAGUUCGACGAGCAGGACCCCACCUGGUCCCGCAACCUCAAGCGCGCCGCCCUCAACAUGCUGCACCUGAGCCGCAACCAGGAGAACAGCCGCGAGGACGAGACCGAGAAGAACUACCGUCUCCAGGAGACUACCCUCGAGGGAGUCUGCGAUGUCGUCUACACCAAGAUCGACGGAGUCAGCGAGUCUGAGGAGCGCACCGAGGAGGAGGAGACCGUCUACACCAAGUCGAUCGACUUCGCCAAGUGCAGCCGCCGUCCCCACGCCGUCUACAACGUCCGCCUGAGCGACGAGUGCCGCGAGUGCGACGUCCACGUCAACAAGAUCAACAAGGCCCUCCCCGAGCAGCAGCAGAACACCGUGAUGCGCUUCCGCGUCCUCGGCUCGUCUGAGCGCUUCCUGAUCCGCGAGGUCGAGCUGUCCUCCAAGUACGUCUACGCCCCCAUCUCCGACGAGCAGCCGCUCAUCAACACCGAGGUGGGUAACGAGACGGUCGUCGCCAAGAUGACCCUGCUCGAGUCGGGUGAGCUGAAGACCCGCAUGCCCACGAUCUCCGCCGCCAAGAAGACGUCCCUGAUGCACUCCAACCACAUCGGCCGCGCCCUCGAGAAGUGGGCCAUGACCGGCGAGGAGAAGUACCUCAAGGAGUCCCAGAAGGGAGGAGACUACGAGCAGGUUGAGGCCGCCAAGAAGACGCUCAAGGAGCUCGAGCAGCUCGUCCGCGAGAAAGUCGAGGUCGAGAGCACCCACAUGUUCUCCCGCCUGGUCAUGAUCCUCCGCCGCUGCACCUACAAGCAGAUCGAGCAGAUCCACCGCGAGGCCAACAAGAUGGAGGAGACGAUCUCCACCCUUCUGAUCGAUGCCGUCGCCGAGGCCGGCACCAAGUCGUGCGUUGACUACAUCAUCAAGCUCACCAUCAACGAGGAGAUCACCCCCCUCCGCGCUUCGUACCUGAUGAAGACCCUCUCCACCAUGCGUCUGCCCUCCGAGCAGAUCAUCGACGAGCUGAACCGCCUGGUCAAGGACUCCGUCUGCCAGAAGAACGCCGUCCUCGAGCAGUCCAUCCGCCUCACCCAGGGCGUGCUCAUCAACGGCCUCUGCGGCACCAACAAGGACAAGUGGGCCCACGAGCGCGAUGAGGUUUGCCCCCGCGAGCUGAAGGAGAAGCUCAUCGACGAGCUCCGCCGCCAGUACACCAAGGCCACCACCCGCUACGAGAAGACGCUCGCGCUGAAGACGAUCGCCAACGCCGGACUCGAGAUGUCCGUCAACAUGCUCGAGAAGAUCAUCUUCGACCGCUCUGAGGAGCCCACCAUCCGCAUGCAGGCCAUCGACUCUCUGCGUCUCCUGCGCACCCUCAUCCCCCGCCGCGUCGCCCUCACCCUGAUGCCCGUCAUCAAGAGCCGCGCCGAGCCCAGUGAGCUCCGUAUCACCGCCCUGUACCACCUGAUCCACUCGCAGCCCGAGCGCCAGGUCCUCGAGCAGAUCGCCGACCUCAUCAACCGCGAUUCGAACGUCCACGUUGCCGCCUAUGCCUACUCCAUGCUCAAGCAGACCGCCCGCUCCGAGAACCCGUGCGAGAAGGAGCUGCGCCAGCGCUGCGAGCUUACCCUCCGCCUGGUCAACACCGACGUCAAGUUCCGUUGCCAGCAGACCCUCCUCUCCUCCGGCUCUAUCGAGCUCUCCAGCGUCUUCUCCAACAACUCCAUGCUCCCCAAGGAGCUGAUGGCCUCCGUCGAUGCUCUCUUCGCCGGACACUGGAACAAGAACUUCCUCCAGAUUGGCGCCACCCAGAAGGGACUCGACCGCGUCCUCCGCAACGUUCUCCCCAAGGUCGCCUCCAUCCGCUCCAUCGAUGAUGUCGUCACCCGCGGAAAGCGCUCCAUCUUCGAGUCGCCCAAGCAGAUGCUCCAGGGACUCUUCGAGAAGCUGAACAUCGUCUCCCGCCCCCACUCCGAGUCGGCCGAGCAGGACCCCCACGCCGUCGUCUACAUCCGCUACCGCAACAUGGACUACGCCCUCAUCCCCGUCGAGGAGGAGGUCAUCACCCAGUGGCUGAAGAACGCCGUCUCCGGCGACAAGCUGUCUCUCGGAGAGCUCGAGCGUGUCCUUGCCCAGGGCACCGACCUCAAGAUCAAGACCGCCUCCAUGCUCUACGAGAUCUCCCGCGUCAUCCCGACCACCUUCGGUAUGCCCGUCAAGAUCAACACCAAGAUGCCCCUCGUCGCCUCCGUCGAACUCCGCGCCAAGGCCGACCUCCUACCCAAGAGCGAGUCUCGCCGUCUGGAGGGUGUCGAGGUCACGAUCAAGGGAGAGCCCCAGCUGGCCCUCACCCACCUCACCCAAUCCAUGGUCCUCUCCCCCCUAGUCCACACUGGCCUCAAGCUCCAACAGUCCGUCCACCUCCGCCUGCCCGUUGAUGCUCAGAUCAAGGCCGAGUACCGCAACCAGAAGCUGACCGUCGAGACCCUGUUCAAGGCGCCGCGCGAGGAGAAGCUGCUCGUCAAGGUCCUCACCCGCCCCGCCACCUUCGUCCGCAAGGUCGCCACCGAGACCGAGAAGUACGCCGAGCCCCUCGAGAAGGCCAUCACCAUCCCCCGCUUCGAGCGCUUCAACAAGGAGAUUGACAACGUCUACGGCAAGGAGCUCUUCGGACUUGGCUUCCGCGUCGCCGGACACAUGCCCACCCAGUACGACAAGAAGAACCUGCUGCCGCUCGUCGCCUCCGAGAAGAUGAUCGAGAUCUACUCGGUCCCGUCCGAGGAGUCGCCCCGCGAGUACAAGAUCCGCUCCGAGACCGAGUUCUUCGUCGACGCCGCCCAGCCCGACUGGACCGUCUUCGACUCGUUCUUCACCAACGACAACCGCAAGCACUUCGCCGUCGAGCAGGUCUCCGAGGAGAGCUUCGAGGAGUCCGAGCGCGAGGAGCUGAUCAAGAAGAACACCCGCAAGUCUGGAGUCGAGGCCGUCUCCCACCGCACCAAGCUCUCCGUCGAGGCCCUCGGAGGAGAGAAGGAGCGCAAGGCUGAGCUCGAGCUGAAGGCCGUCUGCGAGAAGGAGUCGUUCUCCAAGUGCCACAUCCGCGUCACCGGCCGCCGUUCUCCCCUGAUGAAGGGCGAGCGCGAGGAGUGCAACGUUGAGGCCAACCUCUACACCAUGUACCCCGAGGAGGUCUCCUCCCUGACCGAGCUGAAGGAGCGCAAGCAGCGUGAGUUCCACGCCAUGCUCAAGGCCACCUUCGGAUGCGCCAAGACCAACGAGGUCGUUCUCAAGCUGCAGGGCGAGCAGAACAAGGAGAUGAAGAAGUGGAUCUCCCUCGUCGACAAGGCCACCCGCGCCGAGCUGGACAGCUUCAAGCUGCUCAAAGAGGCCGGCUACCUGAACCAGUACAAGCUGGACGCCGAGUACAACCUCGACAAGCAGUACGAGCACGCCAUCGAGCAGGUCUUCCAACUGCUCAAGGUCUGGAACUUCUGGAGCACCGACGUCGAGAUGAAGACCAGCCAGGCCGGCCGUGUCUCUGUCCUCCUUGAGGUUGAGCCCGAGAACCGCCGCUACAUCAACCUGACCAUCAACACCCCGGAGAACAAGGUGCGCAUGGAGUCUAUCCGUAUGCCGUACCGUCUGCCCCUCCUCAACCUGUUCCACCCGGUCGAGGUCCGCUCCUACAAGGUCCACGAGCUGAACCGCGACCACUGCGAGGUCCGCUCCGAAAAGAUCCGCACCUUCGAUGACGUUCUCUUCAAGAACCCGCUGACCACCUGCUACUCGGUCGUCGCCAAGGACUGCUCUGAGGAGCGCACCUUCGCCGUCCUGGUCAAGAAGGUCGGCCGCAACGGAGAGGAGAAGAAGCUGAAGAUCGUCGACAACGAGAAGUCGAUCGAGCUGUUCCUGGAGGACGGUGAGAUGCGCUUCGUCGUCAACGGAAAGAACGUGCGCGAGGAGUCGAUCGCCAAGCACGACAUCGUCAAGCUGGCCGACCGCGUCUACAAGGUUGAUCUGGAGAAGCUGUCCGUCCGCUUCGACGGUCGCGUCGUCCGCGUCGAGUUGUCGCAGGAGCUGAAGGGCCGCCAGUGCGGACUCUGCGGCCACUACGAUGAUGACCGCCACGACGAGUUCCGCGGUGCCGACAACAAGCACACCGACGACCUCGAGGAGUUCCAGCGCUCGUACUUUGCCCGCGAUCAGGAGUGCGAGAUCGAGGAGGAGAAGAUCUCCGAGAAGAAGAACUACGGCCGCAUGGACCAGUCGUCUUCUGAGGAGAUGGAGGCCUUCGACGAGGUCGAGCUGUCCCGCGCCAUGUCCGAGGAGGAGGAGCCCAUCGAGCGCCAGCAGAUGAUCGAGUACUCGCAGAAGACGUGCUUCUCCCGCACCGCCAUCAAGGAGUGCCCCCGUGGCGAGCCGUUCAAGGCCGAGAAGGUCACCCUCCGCUUCGUCUGCUUCCCCCGCGAGUCCAAGGAGGCCCGCCGCUUCACCAGGGAGAUCCGCCGUGACUUCGUCUCGCUCGAGCAGUACGACGACUCGUUCACCCAGCCCGCCAAGUCGGCCCUCAAGUGCCGCGCC
Messenger RNA from Mesorhabditis spiculigera, 4839 nucleotides. Lineage: Eukaryota; Metazoa; Nematoda; Chromadorea; Rhabditida; Rhabditidae. The record is from the annotation of a GenBank genome assembly.